AUGGAUUGGAAACCUCUCGGAGGGGUCUCAAUAUGCUCGGCUUUGUGCUUAUUUUUCACUGUCAUCAUCACUGCCGUCGGUGCUGCUGUGCUUCCCCGGCAAAUCGGUCAAAAUGUUCCUGCGAGGGAUUGGCAAUCAGCCGUACAAAAUAUCAACGGCCUGAACUCGGUUCUUACUCUGCUUCCAGUGCUUACUGGAAAAGUCCAAAAUGUCAAGCUCGUCGCCUGCAGAAUCUAUCCAGCGUCCUUUGUUGUUGCUGGAGUGGGUGCAGGUCGAGUUUUGUCUAAACUGCAGGUCGGCAUCUUGCUCUGGAGCUUUGAGCUGUACCGCAACACGGUCGGCGAGUUGUCAUACGCCCACGAUGAGUAUGUCAACAAGUUCUCUCCGACGCUAGAGCACAUUCCGACCGGUACGGCAGAGCGGCACUCUACGAGCUUGAUAAUCAACCACAACCCGGCCGAGGUAUACAUGGUUGAAGCCUGGUUUCGAACCAGGGGAGUGCCAUCCAUCAUCAAGCUUAAGCAGAAUAACUACAUUCGACUCGCUCUCGGCUCAUUCAUCUACUUGCUCCUCUACGGUGCCGAGACAUUCCUUGCGGUUCAGAAUGGAGCUGAUGGGACAACGAAGCUCCUUUGCGCGGUACAGGCCAUCUGCGUCAGUGCAUGGCUCAGUGCCGUUGUUACAGUUCAAGUAGUCAGAGGGCAAGGGAACCCAGAGAUUGAGCUGAACCGUCUCGAGUCCCCGGAGUACAGAUGCCUCAGAAUGCCAACGCUCGGAACCAACGUCAUCUGCGAGACAUUUAGUUUUCAUGUCGCCAAUCUAACGGAAUUUAAGCUCUACGGAGCGAAAUACGAGCAGCCAGUUCUCUCCGUUGCCGGUGUGCUCAUUCUGACCAGCGCAACUCUGGACAUCAUCUCAACGGUCCUUAUCGUCGGGUUGACAUCUUGGGCAUAUCCCUGGAUAGGAUUCGAAGUCGUAGUCAUCCUGAUCAAGGUGGUUUUCUGCAUUGAGCCCAUGCGAGAGAUCGAGAUCGCCAGUGCCAGACCACAUGGAGGCAAUGCCCACCAGAAUCCGCAAAUCACCAAUCCAGUCACCCUUCCCGCCCUGCUACCUUUGAAGAUUCAACUGGCAGACCCUUUCACCUGUAGUUUCGUGUCCACCGACUACAACGUCUUCCGAGAGGCCAACGCCGGCCGGGAAUGGCGGUCAACAUCAGCAGGAGUUUCCAUAGGGCAAACGUACACCGCCGUCGGCGACGACGGCAGCCCCCUCACCAAGUGCCUGGCUCACACCCAGGACGGAAAGCUCCUCUCUCUCGCCGACGACCCGCCGACUCCUCAAUCCAACGAAGCAUUGCAACGCGAGUUUCUCGCCGCGCUGUCGGUGGUCGUCGAAGCGAACAGAGUCCCAAGCGUGGAGUUCGUCACAGCUAUAGAAAGGACCCUGUGUCAGGUAGAAAGCACAAUGGAGCCUAGCUGGUAUGCCUUCGGAGCCAAGGACGUGACGGAUAGGGUUAAGAAAGCAAGGCGUGACUUGCAUUGGCGGCGGUUUCUCUGA
Messenger RNA from Exophiala spinifera, 1557 nucleotides. RefSeq lists its product as uncharacterized. Lineage: Eukaryota; Fungi; Ascomycota; Eurotiomycetes; Chaetothyriales; Herpotrichiellaceae. The record is from RefSeq and is a predicted model, not a curated record. The transcript has 2 exons. The coding region runs from base 1 to 1557 and encodes 518 amino acids.